This is a messenger RNA of Otolemur garnettii (small-eared galago), 1208 nucleotides long. RefSeq names its product coenzyme Q10A (gene COQ10A). The record is from RefSeq and is a predicted model, not a curated record. Gene Ontology annotation, biological process: cellular respiration; ubiquinone biosynthetic process. Lineage: Eukaryota; Metazoa; Chordata; Mammalia; Primates; Galagidae. Gene Ontology annotation, molecular function: ubiquinone binding. Bases 125 to 868 code for a protein of 247 amino acids. The transcript is spliced from 5 exons. Gene Ontology annotation, cellular component: mitochondrion.
CGCGGCCUCGCUGCCCCCGCGGGUCGCCUGGGAUCCGCUGGGCAGUCGCUUCCUGCCGCUCCUCUUCUGGAGUGAGCGGGAGCAGCCAGUGUCAGAUCCCAGAGGGCUAGGGAGUGUCGCGCGCAUGGCCUCGGCCGGCGCGCGGCGGUUCUCGACUGGGACGGGCGCGGCUGCCCAGCGCUGCGGAGUCCUCUCGCUCCGCCCGGGCGCGCGCCCGGCUCCGCCUCUAGGCCCUUUGCGACAGCCGCGACCAAUGAGGUUUCUGAUCUCCUGCAGCCUCUUCUUGCCUAGGGCUGCCCAGGUCUUUGUGGCUGAAGCUGGCUUACCUCUCAGCCGUUCUUUCAUGGGCUUUGCUGCCCCCUUCACCAACAAGCGAAAGGCUUACUCGGAGCGCAGGAUCAUGGGGUAUUCAAUGCAGGAGAUGUAUGAGGUGGUGUCCAAUGUCCAGGAAUAUCGCGAGUUUGUGCCCUGGUGUAAGAAGUCUCUGGUGGUAUCCAGCCGUAAAGGUCACCUGAAGGCCCAGUUGGAGGUUGGCUUUCCACCUGUCAUUGAACGUUAUACCUCUGCAGUUUCCAUGGUCAAACCUCACAUGGUCAAGGCUGUUUGUACUGAUGGCAAGCUCUUCAACCACUUAGAGACCAUUUGGCGAUUCAGUCCUGGUAUUCCUGCCUACCCCCGAACCUGUACUGUGGACUUUUCGAUUUCCUUUGAAUUUCGUUCUCUGCUGCACUCCCAGCUGGCCACCAUGUUUUUUGAUGAGGUUGUCAAACAGAAUGUUGCUGCCUUUGAGCGUCGGGCAGCCACCAAGUUUGGUCCAGAAACAGCCAUACCCCGUGAACUGAUGUUCCAUGAAGUGCACCAGACUUGAGGCAAAGGAUUUUUCCUUAGCCUUUCUUCUCUCCCCUUCCUCACCCAAUCCUCUUCCUUGGCUUGGCUCCUGUUCCUAUGAGAGGAGACUGUGUUCAUAAAUACUGUUCCUCCCCUCAAUUCCCCAGAAAUUGGGUUCUAUGCAGGGGGAAGGAAAAAGUGGGGGUGGGAAAAUGUGACAUGCCCAGGAAAGGGUCAUGCCCAUGCUGAGAGCUCGAUAUGACUUCAGCCUUUUCAGUGAAUUAGAAUCAGGACUGUGUGGUUGUCUCUGGUCCCUGUCAGGGCACCUUAGUUUCUGAUUACAGUAAGAUAGUAACUUCUCUAAGAACUAAAUCAAUUGA